AUUAUUUACAUUAAUCUAUUAGAAUCCUAUCCCGUUCCGCUGAUUAUACAGUUCAUACUUAUGUUUCAACUUGACCGUCAAUAAUUGUACAUUUGUACCUUUAGGUGGGGUCAGUUUUAAACAAAUAUGUAGAACUAGAAUCAGUAAGCUAAUCAACCUCGGUGCAGGAAGUUGUAAUAAGGGUUAUCUUUCGCAUCGUUUUUAAAGAUUAUAAAUAAGUUUAUUGUGUUAACCUAAGUUUAUUUUAGUGCAUAUUACUAGUUUUCGGUUUUGUAUCCAAUUGUUAAUUUUGUUGAAGAAAGUUAAACACGAUGAAAGGUAAUUUUGCUUUGAUAAUUAUUUUUUGUUGUGUCCUUGCUGUGUUUGCUUCUAAGCCAAUUAAGGGGAAUGCCACUCGAAUAAAUUAUUCUGAAGUGAUUCGUACCAAACCGAAACCCUCAUUCCCAGACCCUCGUUAUUUUGACUGGGAACUAUGCAAGGCUCUGCAUGCCACAGAGAAGAAAAAUGCUGUUGUAUCUACAUUAAGUGCUAAGUUGGUAUUACUAAUGAUUUAUGAAGGAGCACUAGGAAAUACCGCUAAACAAAUAGAACAAAGCAUUGGAUUCUUUGGUCAUGGAAAAGAUAUAAAGCUGCUUUAUUCACAUAAGUUACAAUCAUUACAAGAUCAUGUUAAGGAUGAUUAUGAAUUGGAUAUUGGUACAACAUUAUUUAUUGAUACAUCAGUUAAACUUAAUGAUGAGUUUUUAGCAACUAUUACAGAGACAUACAAUUCUAGUUACCAAAAAAUAGAUUUUAGUAAACCUGAAAAUGCUGCUUAUUUAAUAAAUCAAUGGGCACAAAUUAUGACCCAUGGACAUAUACAAGAGUUAAUAACUGCAGAUGAAACCGAUAAAAAUACUGUUCUUCUUUUGUUGAAUGCUAUAUAUUUUAAAGGUGGUUGGAAAAAUCAAUUUGAUAAAAAUCUUACCAAGAUUGGUACAUUUUAUUUGAACUCUAAUUCUACAGUUAAUGUUCCAUUGAUGACUACUUAUAAUGAUUUUAAUAUUACUACUUUAAAGUCAUUGAAUGCACGAAUAAUAAGUUUACCAUAUAAAGGUGAUAAAUUUGUUAUGUAUAUAAUAUUACCAGAUUCUCUUGAUGGUUUAGAUAAUUUGAUUGAUAAUCUUAAUCCUUCAAUACUAAGUGAAUCAAUAAAAAAUAUGACAAAAGUUUUUUCAAAAGUUGUGUUGCCGAAAUUUAAUUUUGAGUAUACAUCAGUUCUUGCUCCAUUAUUAAAAAAGUUAGGGAUUACUGAUAUGUUUGGAAAAAAUGCAAACUUAACAAAACUAGGGUAUGGUCCAUUUGGUAGUCAGCUUAUGGUAUCUAGUGUUCUUCAAAAAGCUGGAAUUGAAGUAAAUGAAGAAGGAAGUAUCGCACAUGCUAUAACUGAAGCUGCUGUAGGUAACCGAUUUGGUGAAUCAGUUGAACAUUUUGAAGUAAACAGGCCAUUUUUAUUCAUGUUGGAAGAUAUUAAAAUGCAAACUAUUGUAUUUGUUGGACAAGUGAUGAAUCCAUUUAUAUCAGGAUUACCUGAAGUUUCUAAUUCUUUGACUCAUACUCCAGAUUCAAUGAAACCUGUAUUAAAUGACCUUGAUCUGAAAAUGAAUCUAGAAUCAGAUGAUAAUGUCCAACGAUUUAAUUUUUUUGAUUCUGAACUAUUUGAAGAAUUAAGUAGUUAUGAAAUUGAUUCAAAUUUUGUAGCUUCUCCCAUUAGUAUAAAAAUAAUUUUAUCAUUACUGUCAGAAGGAGCUCGUGGAGAUACUUUGAAUCAGUUGUAUAAUAUAUUACGUUUACCAAAUGACCAAUCGACACGGCAUAAUUUAUUACGUCAAACUCAGUUAUCUAUAAAGAGUAGCAUAAUGGAUGUGGUAGUUGUCAACAAUAUCUUUGUUCAAAAUAAAAUGAUAUCAAAUUAUUUCAAAGAAACUGCAAAGGAUUUAUACUCAACAAAUAUAUCUGAAAUUAAUAUCAAUGAUAUUGACGCAUCAAUACAAUUUAUCAAUAAACAAAUUUUGUUAGAUACAAGAGGACUUGUCAAAAAUAUAAUAUCUAAAGAUGAUUUUGAUGGAAACACUCAACUUUUAUUGGCUAACAUCCUUUAUUUCAAAGGUGAUUGGUUAGUGGAAUUUAAUGAAAAAAACACUAAAAAAGAAUGUUUCUAUACAAAACCUAAUGAGUGUGUGAAAGUUAAUAUGAUGUAUUUAAAUGAUGAUGUGUCAUACCAAUACAUAUCAGCUAUUAAUGCUCAUGCAGUUGAACUUCUUUACAAGGAUACGAAUUUUUCAAUGAUAAUAUUAUUACCAGAUGGAAGCAUAACAAACUUAUUUAGAGACCUACAACAUUAUCCUCUUUCAAAAGUAUUUUCUUCAUUUCAUAAAAGAAAUGUUAAUUUGCACUUGCCAAGAUUCAAUAUUAAUUACUCUACAAAACUGAUGUCUGUUCUUCAAAAGAUGAAGUUAACAUCAAUAUUUGGUCAAAAAGCAAAUCUAUCAUUGAUAUUUGAUCCUGCUAUUCAAGUCUUCGUAAAGGAUGUCAUACAUAAAGUAACAAUUGAAGUCAAUGAGAAAGGUUCAAAAGCCAGCGCAGUAACAGCACUCACUGUUAUGACUUUAAGUUAUUCACCAAACACGGCUCCAGUAAUAAUAAAUGUGAAUAAGCCUUUUGGAUUUUUCAUUAUUAACCGUGUUACAAAGAGUGUACUCUUUGGUGGUCAAAUAUAUGAUGUAAAUCUUUCUAAUCCCACACACAUGAUGCAGAAAGGAUUUGAUAUUCAGCAAUUGUAAUUAAGAAUUAAAAUGCAAUUAAAAUUUAUAAUUGUGAAGUUAAUAUAUAAAUAUAUUUAUGAUAUAUCUUAA
Messenger RNA from Sipha flava (yellow sugarcane aphid), 2894 nucleotides. RefSeq lists its product as uncharacterized. The record is from RefSeq and is a predicted model, not a curated record. Gene Ontology annotation, molecular function: serine-type endopeptidase inhibitor activity. The transcript is spliced from 14 exons. The coding region runs from base 312 to 2822 and encodes 836 amino acids. Lineage: Eukaryota; Metazoa; Arthropoda; Insecta; Hemiptera; Aphididae.